ACUCGAUCAACUGUAUUCUAUUCCACCCAGCGACUCCAUUUCAAAUCAAUUCAAAAUCGACUACUUAAAACAGAAGAUUUGCAACUCAAAAUCUGAGAGGUCUCUAGCAGGAUCAUCAUAUUCCAGUACUACUUCAUUGACGUGAUUCCAUCAAAUCAACAAAAUGGCACGAGCAUCAGCACUAGCGAAGUACAAGCUGGUGUUCUUGGGUGAUCAAUCCGUCGGCAAAACCAGCAUUAUUACUCGCUUUAUGUAUGAUAAGUUCGAUACCUCUUAUCAGGCAACCAUUGGGAUUGACUUCUUAUCUAAAACAAUGUAUCUUGAAGAUCGAACAGUUCGUCUGCAGUUAUGGGAUACAGCUGGGCAAGAGAGGUUUAGGAGUCUCAUUCCAAGUUACAUAAGGGAUUCUUCGGUUGCUGUUAUCACAUAUGAUGUUUCAAGCCGGCAAACUUUUCUUAACACUAUAAAGUGGAUCGAGGAAGUGCGUGCAGAGAGAGGGAGUGAUGUUAUUAUUGUUAUGGUUGGGAACAAGACUGACCUUGUGGACAAAAGGCAAGUGUCAGUAGAGGAAGGUGAAGCCAAAGCUACUGAGCUCAAUGUGAUGUUCAUUGAAACAAGUGCUAAAGCUGGGUUCAACAUCAAGGCUUUGUUUAGGAAAAUAGCAGCAGCGUUGCCAGGAAUGGAAACACUUUCAUCAACAAAACAUGAAGAAAUGGUUGAUGUGAAUUUGAAGUCAACAAGCAUGAGUUCAUCUCAGCCUGAAUCUGGUGGUUGUGCUUGCUGAACAAAAUUGAAAAAAUUUGGGAACAAAAUAUUCAAAUGAAAUCCUUUUGUUUAUUGGUUUGUAUGUAACAAAUUCGUAUGUUUUUUCCCCUUUAAUUUGAUAUUAUUACAUUUGUGACGGGAGUAGAAUCAUCCUGCAUUACUGAGGUGUAGUUUUUUCAUGUAUAAAAGGAUUUAUGUGGAAUCGCCAAGAUUUUGAAUUGCUUUUUUGUAUUGAUGGAUAUUUUAAAUCAAGGUAUUUGUGUUUGGGAAUCUG
Molecule: messenger RNA, 1039 nt
Organism: Lactuca saligna
Lineage: Eukaryota; Viridiplantae; Streptophyta; Magnoliopsida; Asterales; Asteraceae
Source: the annotation of a GenBank genome assembly